Messenger RNA from Serpula lacrymans var. lacrymans S7.9, 1467 nucleotides. RefSeq lists its product as uncharacterized. The transcript has 6 exons. Gene Ontology annotation, cellular component: nucleus. Gene Ontology annotation, biological process: protein deubiquitination. The record is from RefSeq and is a predicted model, not a curated record. The coding region runs from base 1 to 1344 and encodes 447 amino acids. Gene Ontology annotation, molecular function: cysteine-type deubiquitinase activity. NCBI's taxonomy places the organism in Eukaryota, Fungi, Basidiomycota, Agaricomycetes, Boletales, Serpulaceae.
AUGGUUGAACUGGAGCGCUUGAAGGACAUGAUUUACCAUGAAAAACAGCAGGCUGGGUCCAUGCUUUGUGCCCAGCACGCCCUUAAUUCACUCAUGCACACUCUGGAAGGUCACUAUGAUCACGAUGCUAGUGUUACGAGUAUGAACAUGGAUGACACAGGAUUUUUCUCUGUUCAGGUUCUAGAACACGCCUUGAACAUUUGGGGUCUUAGCACGCAGCUAGCUUUUAUCUUAAAUCAGAACCAGCACUGGUAUACAAUUCGGCGAUUCGGAACCGCAAAUCCCGACCCAACUGUUGAUUCGGGAAACGGCCACUGGUUCAAUCUCAACUCUUUCGAAUCUUCCCCACAAUGGGUAGGUAGAUUGUAUCUAGAUGUGUUUUUGCAACAAGCGGAAAGUGACGGCUAUUCUGUAUUUGUCGUGACACAAGUGGAUCCUUCGGCUCCUCUUGCAUUGCCUCGCACCGAUGCAGAUGAAGUCGCAUCCACUGUCCCCGAGCCGUCUUCCGCUUCGUCUAUUAAUCUACCUCUCUCAUCCACAUCUGCCGACACAUCUGCCGCCACCUCGUUAUCGCAUCUAAAAGGGAUCGAAGGCUUCGAAGACGAAGAUAUGGAGCUUCAAGCCGCACUUCAGGCCUCCCUCAUGGGUGGGUCUACCCAUGGGCUAUCCUUUUCGCACUUAAGUCCACCUCCUUUGAGUACAGGAGUCAGAUCUGCAGGAAGCAGUAUACCUGCUGGCCAGGACCCAUUUGGUAACGCAGACGUGGAUCCAGUUACUGCAAGCAUGGAACGUAAUCGUGUAAUUAUGGAGCGUAUGCGACGUGAGCAGGAGAUUGCCUUGCGCGAACAAUACGAGGGGGAGAUUGCCCGAAUGGAGAGGACUAGGCAUCCAAGCGUACAUGAAAAUACGGAUGAGCACCUGAUGCGUGCAACAGCGGAGUCGCGUCGUACCCAAGAGCUGACGCAACCGCAUGCCCAAGGUGAUAGUGGCAUGGAACACGACGAUGAGGACGAGGAUUAUCAGCCACCACACUCCACAUAUAGCCGCCAAAAUACUGAGCUGUCGCACACGGUAUAUGACGAUGACGACGCGGAGUUGCAAGCUGCUCUGAGAGCAUCUUUAGAGGACGUUCCACCGGGUUUCAGUAUUCCAACAACCCCACCCCUGCACAGGACGGCUGUUCCAGUAUCCGAAGCCACCGCUCCAAAUGCGUUAGACGCAGAGACGGUGGACGAGACAAGGUCAGAAGCAGAGACGAGUACGGCAGCUUCGGAGUCAGUGACAGAAGAGAGCAUCAGCUUAGACGAGAUACGCAGAAGAAGGCUCGCGCGAUUUGGUGGCUAAAUGUUUUUUGUGAAUGAGGCUUGGGCAAGUUUAUGAUGGACGGAAGUACGAACUACUUGUAGACUCGAUUGGACUUGCAGUUGGGUUGAAACUGAGAAUAAAGAUUACACUAACAAACCUUAA